Penicillium macrosclerotiorum is the source of this 3021-nucleotide messenger RNA. RefSeq lists its product as uncharacterized. Lineage: Eukaryota; Fungi; Ascomycota; Eurotiomycetes; Eurotiales; Aspergillaceae. Bases 1 to 3021 code for a protein of 1006 amino acids. The transcript has 4 exons. The record is from RefSeq and is a predicted model, not a curated record.
AUGUCCGAACCCGCCCGAGACGAGGCCCUCAAUGGCGGCUCGCCGACCACAAGCACGGAGCAGUCCUUCGUGCCGGCUAAGGAGUCGCCGGCCUCUAAGAGACGAAAGCUGCCCGGAUGGCUGGAUCAUUUCAAUGCACGCGACCUUAAAGUGUAUUUCCGAUGCUCGGUCGCCGCAUGGGUCGCAUCGCUGUUGAUCUUCAUCGGCCCGUCGCUGCGCACAAUCGGGACGGCCACCUUCUUUGCGACGCUGGUGCUGUUCAUGGUGCCUCCGACAGGUAUCGUCUUUAUCUUCUUCCUCGGAAUGCUGACCCUUAUCUUUGGGAUGGCCUUGGGCUGGGCCUGGGGUGUCAUUGCCAUGAAGGCAGCCCUGGCAGCCCGACCUGCGGCAGACACCCAGGCCAAACUCCAGGCACUAGGCCAGCGAGCCUACAGUAUCUCGAAUUCCACGGGUCAGUCCCUUGCGACCGUUGAACAAGUGCUCGUCUACGAGGGCUUUAUGCUGGAUGCUCGUGUAACGGCUGUUUACUUUUGUCUCAUUUGCUUUUUGAUCUAUUUACUCGCUCGCGUACGGGCUAAGAAUCCCAAAUUCGCCUUGAUGCAGAUUUUCGGCACCAUCAUCCUGGACCUCUUCUUGACCAUCGGACCGCUGCUUCCAUCUUUCAAUGGAACCAUGCCCAAGGUGUUGAUCGAGCCGGCAGCGAUCGGAAUAGGUAUUGGGCUGGCUUGCCAGAUCUUGUUCUUUCCGACAUCGACGUCGCACGUCGUGCUCGACGGCAUGGAAGGAGUGGUGCGACUACUUAAGGGCCCCUUGGACGCGACAGUGGCGAGUUUGAUCGCGAAUGAGCCCCUGGAACUAAAGGACCUCAACAAAUUGAAACUCAAAACGAUCGGCGCCUACAAGAAAAUUGAACCGGCGCUUGGCUUUUUACAGUUGGACUUUUCAAUUUGUCGGUGGAAUGCAGACGACGUCAAAAGCCUGAAGGAACCCAUUCGCCAAGCUUCGCUCAGUACCUUGUCCCUGCUUGAUUUCCACAUUUCCCGUGUCGGAGGACAACAGAAACUCGAAAAAUUACACGCUCUCACUGCAAGUAGUGAACAGAUUUUGACCGCGGAAAUCGACGAAAAGAAGCGCCCUCGAGAGGUCGGUAUGCGCCAACUGAUGGAGAGUGUGCGCAUGAUUGAAGCUUUGAAAAGCCCCGAACACGAUACUACUCGAUUAGAAACGAUAGAAGCCCUUCGAGAGCCCUGCAAGAAAAUCCUGCCAGCCUGCCAGGACGCGAGCAUACUUGUCGCUGACUGUAUUCAUGCUAUCAAUUCGACUCGCUGGUUUGGUCGUUCAUCGAAGGAACAGCUGACUGAGCUUGGUGAACGUAGCCAGACUGCCUUGGAGACGCUCCAAGGUCUGCGGGCUACAUUUGCCUCGGAAACAACUGAGCGACUGAUUCAUGUCAAUGAACACAUUUUUGACGAGUCCGGCAAAUUGAAGGAUAUCGACGACUCUACAAUGCACAAGCUGCGCGGGAUUACAUUCGGCAUGGUUUUUGAGGAACAGGUACUGGGUGUCGCAGACUCCUGGAAAACAGUUCUUGCUCAAGUUGCCGCCCUUAUGAAAGAACGCCAGUCGGUCCGACUUUGGUUUCCUCGCGGACUGCGGUAUGCAUUCGAUUGGGUGCUCCACAGGAGUGCUGUCGCGCCUGUCAUUGCAGCUCAGUCUCCUGAAGUUGAUCCAGACAUGGUGGAGGCACAGUCUAAGGCAGCACAACAGAGUCUUCGCAUCAGUCGGGGAUAUCGAGUCAAAAAGCGCAGCGGCCUGGGACGGAUUCUUCUUGCCUCUUACCAUUCGCUUAUUAGCGCCGGGGGCAUGUAUGCCUUGCGUUUGGUAAUUGUGACCGUCGCUCUGGCCAUUCCUGCAGUUAUUCCUUCUAGCGCUGGCUUUUAUUAUCGAGAGAAGGGACUGUGGGCUUUGAUAAUGGGCCAAACCACAAUAGUGGUAUACAUGUCGGAUUUUACACUCUCGAUUGUCUCCCGCGCCGUGGGAACAGUUGUUGGCGGUGUUGCUGGCUUGGUCGCCUGGUAUAUUGGAUCAGGUAAUGGACCUGGCAAUCCCUAUGGCCUGGCGGCCAUCAUGGCUGUUGUCAUUCUUCUUCUCAUGUGGGGCCGUGUCUUUGCUCCCCCUGCAUUGCUGCAGGCUACGAUGAUGGGCGGCGCAACUUGCAUUCUGGUAAUUGGAUAUAGCUAUGACGAUACACACAUUCCAUCCUAUGGAAAUCCCGGGGAAGGAUAUAGCGUUUUCUGGCGACGACUCGUGCUGGUGUUGGUAGGAUCUGCAGCAGCUCUUGUUGUUCAGAUAUUCCCUCGGCCUCCAUCCGCCGCACGCCAUAUCUGUAAAUCUUUGUCAAACUCUAUCCGAUCUCUCUCAGAUCAUUACGCAUUGCUUUUAACCUGUUGGGGCCAGCCCGGCCGAGAUGAAGGUCUGGUGGCCGAGCAGCUUGCCCUUGACCUUGCCGAAAUCCUCACCGCGCUUGACGGGCCCGUGGCCUUGCUUCGUCUUGAGUUUUCCAGCUCACCUUUUGAUAGUAAUACUCUGACACAAGUCAAGUCUCUCUGCCAAGAGCUCAAUCAGAACAUUGGCCGCUUGCUGUAUCUGUCAGCAUCCUUACCCGAGGAUCUCCAACACAGACUUGCAAGCCGGGCCGGGCUUCUUGAUCACAGAAACAUCGGUGAUGUCAUGGCAGUUCUGGGUAUUGUGGAACAGGCUUUGAAGACCGGAGAUCCCCUACCCGAAGUUCUUCCAACGCCUCUGCUGAAGCGUUGUUUCGAGUUUUGGCAGGCUCACCAAGUUGAAAUUUCUCUCAGUAAGGAUCUGAUUCGCGAUGAGAAUUACCGCCGCUUCUGCGUCGCUGUGAGCUCUUAUUUGAAGUUUUUGGGCGCGGUGGAUGACCUGGUGCUUGUGAUGAAGGGUACACUUGGCGAAUCACAUAUCGUGAGCCGAGAACUGGUGAAUGAUUUAAAUGUAUGA